Messenger RNA from Pogona vitticeps (central bearded dragon), 12513 nucleotides. NCBI's taxonomy places the organism in Eukaryota, Metazoa, Chordata, Lepidosauria, Squamata, Agamidae. The record is from RefSeq and is a predicted model, not a curated record.
AGUAUCGCCUGCAAGCACAGGUGUUUGUUGUUCUGCCAUGGACAGCAAAAAAACAUCAUCCAGAAAAAUAAGUAGGAAAGCUUACAGGAUGCCCACCCAAAAGAAGGAGAGAGCCCCGCGCAGCCCUCUGCAGACUAACACUUUGGAUAGUAAUGUAAAAAAGUUUGGACGUAUUGAAUUUUGUGAGCCCUUGGUUUCUUUCAGACACGUUCAGUGGGCCCCAUCUUACCAAACCUCUUCCCAGAUGGAGGCCAGAUGUCUGAAGCAUAAAGGAGCAGGGAAUAAGACUGAAGAAAUAACUCAUAUGACGUAUGAAAAAUGUGAACCAGACUUGCAGAUCAGGGAUUUCAAAAGCCCAUGUUCUUCAGAUGAAACUAUUGUCAGAUAUUUGAAUGACCGUCCUGCAAUUGAUGCCUUGAAAAAUUCAGGUGUUUUCUUUAAAGCAGUAAUUCCCACCCAAUCAGACGAGGAAAAAACUGAGGGAUCCAAAGAAGAUGAGCAUACAAAAACAUCUCUGAGUACGACUCAGGAUCUUGAACUAAAAGAAUUGCAGUCAGUAGAAUCUUGUUCUUCUGGAUUUACCUCCAGUGCUCACAGACUAGAUAUGUUAAAGCAGCAUCAGCAUGAUGCUAAACUGGAAAGAUUGAAAGAACGGAUUAGAAAGCAAUGGGACCAUCCAGAAGAACUUGGUGGCAGAGGGCAUCAUCUGGAAUAUGCUGAUCAUCCAAUAACUACAGCAGCUCCUGAGAAUACAAUAACUCCUAAAGUCAGGAAAGUGACAAGUGCACCUCCUGCUCCCUGUUAUAAAGGUUUUAAUCCAUCAGAAGCAAAGAUUCGUACUCCUGAUGGAAAGAUUUGGUGUGAAGCAGACUUUCACAGAGAGUUAUGUCGAGACUUAGAACUCCAGUUAGUAGCAGAUGCCAAGCAAAGGAACAUCUCAGAAACGGACUUCUUUUUUCAUCAGUUAAGCCCUUCUCACCCAAAUGCAAAGGAGUUGUCAUGUUUAACAAGUUCUUCAGAAGAAGAUUUGGUUGUGAAACGGACACCUGCUGAAAAAAGGAAAGAGAGAAGAACAACUAAACCAAUGCGCAAAAUUCAAAAAGUGAUACAGUUUCCAAGUCCUGAUUCGAAAACUGGUGCAGGUGGUACCAAUGCAAUAAGUACGUCAUCCUGGCGAGAUGGACAAAGACUUGCAAAAAAGAUACUUGGUCCAGCAUCUAAAGUGGAACAUCAAGACAAAGAGCCACUAUCUAACAAUAAAACUGGAAAGGAUAGAGCUACUAAAUCUGGAAAGGCAGAGUCUGAUUUCUGCCUUGAUGUUACUAUAAAAACACUACCAAGAAGUCCUGAACAUUCAAAAAGUAAAGUAAGAGCAGAGAAUAAUCUGAAAAAAAGAGAUUCUGUUCUUCAGGAUACUAAACUGGGAGAAGACCAUGUUAAUAAAGAUUUUUUGCCAGUAGAGAUCCGUGGAAUUCUUGAUGACCUACAGUUGGACUCUGUGGGUAGGGAACAGGAGAGAAAUGAAGGAAGUCAGAAUCAGAAAUCGGCACGUUCUGCAUUUUCCAGGAGCCACAGUCCAACCAAAAGAAAGCCAGACAAGCUUUCUGCCAAUGAUGAUCCUCAGAUCACAUCUAAGAAACGUCAUUAUGAUACAGAUGAAGUUCGCCAGUACAUUGUUAGACAGCAAGAGGAAAGGAAGAAGAGACAAAACGAAGAGAAGAAAGCACAGAAGGAGGCAACGGAACAAAAGAAUAAGAGGCUUCAAGAACUUUACAAGAAGCAGAGGGAGGCUCUUGCUAAUAAAACAAAGAGCACAAUGGCACCUGAAUUAGCCAAAAAGCAGUUACAAGAAACAUAUACGAAACUGUUACUUGAACAAACCUUGCUAGAAGUGCCGGCGCCCUCUGCACAGGAGUCGAAACCUGGGUAUCAGCCAUCUGGAGAAUCUGACAAAGAGAACAAGGUGCAGGAGCGUCCACCCAGUGCAUCUUCUAGUAGUGACAUGUCUCUUUCUGAACCUCAUCAUCAUCUUAGGAAUAAUUUAUUGGAGCCUUUGUGGAUUCAGCCAGAUAGACUAAGUUCAAAAAUGCAGCUACCUUGCACGCAGUCUUCAGAUGUAUUGAAUAGUGGUGGACUCUUCUCUCAGUAUUUAUCCGUAGAUCACAGGAGUAUCCCCAAAAAAGACUUUGAUUCUGUAUUAUCUACCAGAAGGAAUCAUAGCAGUGCUGUGGGUUCUGGACCUUUGACAUCUCAGCUGUUUAUGCCAUCUGUUGUACAGCCUACCAUUAAUCAGUAUAAAAAUAAAAUUGACCGCAUUGAAGCCUUGAAGGCAACAGCAGCCUCUCUGUCCAGUAGAAUUGAAAAUGAAGCAAAGAAGUUAGCUGGGGCAGGCAUUAACUAUGGUGCAGCAUGGAAUUCUGAAUGUGACUUGUUCCAGAGAGAUCAAGUUGAUGGCUAUGUGGCAAAGGCGCGCAGUCCUCCAGUGAAAGAGGAUGAUGUUUUUUCAACCAGGCUUCAAAAGAUGCUGAGUACCUGCAUCUCUCAUGCAAGUUUUGAUGAUAACCUUCCUGGAGUGGGAAAUCUUAAUGAGUUUAAAAAGCUCCCAGAAAUUAUCACUCCUCAUACUGCUGCUGUCAGCCUUCCGAGCAGCCACAAAUCUGAAGGAAAUCUGGGAAAUCUGUACAAAAAGCAAACAUGUUCUCCUGCUGCUGAAAAUAAAGUUCUUCAUGGGGGCAGUUUAGAUUCAAUAAGUGAGGGACCACUCAGUGAUGACUUUUUAUCUGAGGAAGAAAGAGAAAAGCACCCAGCUUUGAAGAGAACUGAAGUGUUAAAGGAAAACGAGUUCUGUGUUGCAGAUAAAACUGGCAAUGAACCCUUAAAAGAAUUUCAGAAAGAGGCAGAGAAGUAUUCCCCUAUUUUCACACAGUUGAGGAAUGCUCCAAGACCUAUAGAUGAACUGUCCAAGGGAAGUCCGCAUAGUGUCAUCAACAUCUUUACAAAAUCUUACCAGUUAUGUGGGAAAGGAUUCGCAGAAUGGUCAGGACAAAGAUUUCCUACUCAGCAACCUUUACUUCCAGUCAUGAGCCCCCCAGCUAGUAUUAUUUCAUAUGAUGAUAAUUUCAUCUUAUCACGUGAAACUGAAACUGGAAUAGACAAAAAGGCUGUUCUUGAAGCCAGUUGUAGCAGCAGCAGCAGCCUGCAAGACGAGUUUCCCAGCAGAAAGUCACCUUUUGAGAUACAAGCUGUAGAGUUUACACUCCAUUCCUCAGGAUCACUUUCUGCAGGUUCUUCUCGUUCAUCUGCUUCAUCAAAAAGAAGAGGAAAAGUGGACAAAUUGGAUUCUUUCAAUGGAGUUUCAAAUACUUCUUUGUGGGAUGAAAACCAAACAACCCCAGGAUCAGGCCUCAAACAUCAUCAGGAGAAGAACCCAUUACCUUGUAAUGGAAUAUCUUUUAGAGAGCAGAACCUGGAUUCUGACAGCACUUUGGAAGAACUGUCUGGUAAUUCUUCUAUGAGUGUCCCGGAGAAGGUGAGGUCCCCACAGUCUGCAAGCUCCCCUCAGUCUCCACAGUUACAGAGACAAUCAGAUCUUGUAAUAAAUACAGCAGAAAAAAACAGAUCUUCAAACUCUCCAGUGACUGUAACUCCUGGAUUCAAGCCCAAUCUCAGCUUCUCUGAUUUGAACCUUGGAACCAACAGGACUGGAACAGCUGACAUGAAUGGUUCCAUGCGUUUCUCACCUGCCGCCCUCCAGCAUCGUAUGUCAGCAGAAUUAAACUACUUGAGUGCUAUUGAGGAAUCUGUACGCCAGAUCUCUGAUGUAGAACGCGUCCGGGGUAUAUCACUUGCACAACAAGAAAGUGUUUCACUGGCCCAAAUACUAAAGGCACAGCAGGAACAACAUAAACGGGAUUUGGUUCUUCUGAAGAUCAAGGCAGAACAAGAGACUUUGGAAAGUCAAAGACAGCUGGAAGAAGCAAGACAAAAAGCAGCUCAGGCUCAUGCAGAAUCACUCCAGCAACUGGUGCAGUCACAACAGGAAGCAGUUGAGACACUACAAGAGACCACGUGCAAGAUUGCAGUUCAGCAGGUGGAGGCAGCAAUGCUCACCACAGAUGCUGCUCGCCACAUACGCGAGAUGACAGAGCUUGCACGUACCCAGAUCUCUGAUGCCAUUGGUGCUCCCGCUGCUCCAGUUACUACACUGCUUGACCAAGAGCGGAAGCACCAUUCAGCUUUUGCAAAGCAACUAAAAGCUCACAGGAAAGCAGACUCAUUUAAAGAAGAAAAGGACCAUUACUCACUCUCAUUUGAUAGUUACUCAGAGUCAUCAAAAUCAAAGGCACGUGAUCAGAGCAGCAGCAGUUGUCGGGAAAGUCCAUCUGCUCCAUCUUCAAAAGAAAUAAAGAAAUAUUCACAUCGUGAAAAACCAAGUAGCUCCAUAGAGGAUGAAGUUCCUGUGGCUGUGAAUGAUUCCUUACAGAGUAAUAGAAUUCCAUCCAUUCCUGAUGAAAGAGACUCUACUUCUGUUGCAACAGAAUAUUCUCUGAAAUUUGGUGAAUCUAUGACAGAGGAUGAGAUUGAAGAAAAGUCCUUCCGGUCCUUACUACCUUCUGAGAGUCACCGUCGAAUCAAUUUGAAAAAGCGAGUUCAUCAAGAUUAUUCUGAUGAGGAAGCUUCUCCUGGAAAGACUGCUCUGUCACCAGUUAAAGAGUUAAGUCUGCCAUUUUCAGGAGGGCAAGACAGCUUUUCUAGGUUUACAAUGGAAAUGGUGCGGCAGUACAUGAAGGAAGAAGAAAUGAGGGCAGCUCAUCAAUCCUCUCUGCUCCGACUACGUGAAAAAGCACUGAAAGAGAAGACAAAGGCAGAGCUAGCAUGGCUAGAGCACCAGAAAAAGCAUUUACGAGACAAAGGAGAGGAUGACAAAAUGCCACCUAUCCGGAAAAAACAACGUGGGCUACUUCUGAAGCUGCAGCAGGAGAAAGCUGAAAUUAAGCGUCUCCAGGAAGCCAAUAAGGCAGCUCGAAAGGAAAGGCAAUUGAUCCUUAAGCAGCAACAGGAGAUAGAGCGAAUACGCCAAACCACAAUGAAACUACAAGAAAAGCUGAAGUCUGCAGGAGAAAAUAAGUUGGAACAUCGCAGUGAAGAUGAUGUAAAGCAAACACAUUCUUCAAGUCCACUACCAACAGAUGCAGAGACCUAUAGCCCUUCCUCCAUCUCCAGCUGUGAAACUAAUAGCAUCAUGCAGAAAUUAAAGAAAAUGCACAGCCGGAUGGAUGAGAAAUUCUUGACAAAGCGAGAACAGAAAUUGAUGCAGCGUCGCCAGCAUGCUGAAGAACUACUGCAGUGGAAGCGCCGUUUAGAUGCAGAAGAAGCAGAGAUACGUCAAAUAGAAAAACAAGCAUUGGCUGCCUGGGACAAAGAGCUGCACAAAGCAAAAGCACACAACAAGGGAGCAGGAGACCAAAAAUCUAAUCAGAAAGAAACAGCCAGUGAAGAAAAUUCUUCAAUACCAUCAUGUUCUCGUCUAAAUAGUGAGAGCUCUGUUCCAGAAGAACUGAGCAGCCUAGCUGUUGAGCCUAGUCCUUCCAAGGUCCCUGAGAACCAAGAACAGUUUGGAAGUCUGGACAAUACACUUAUUGAAGAAAUGGUUUCUACACAAAAGUCUGCUACCUCCCCCGGAAAACAUUCUCCUAGUACAUCACUAUUAACCUACAGAAUUGGAGGGCAGCAGCAUUUAUCUAAAAAAUCCCAGGAUAUAUCCCACAGUUGGUCUGAUGAGUCUUUAUCCAUGACUCAAUCAGUAUUAAACUGUGCCUUGUCAGAAACAACAUCUGAUCAAAGUGAUAUUGAAAGCCGAAUCCGGGCUCUGAAGGAUGAGUUACAAAAGAGAAAAUCUGUUGUUUACCAGCUGAAAAAGGAACAAAAGAAAAGGCACAAGGAGAGGCUGAAAGCCCAGGAGGCUAGUUUGAUCAAACAGCUAGAGACUUAUGAUGAAUUCAUCAAAAAGACUGAAGCAGAAUUGAAUCGGGAUUUGGAGGCAACACUUACAGCUAAACCUCAAAUUAAAGCUCCGUCUUCAGCUAUUGAAAAGCCAAAGAUCAAACCACUUCCAAUCCAUAGGUCUGAGACAUCAAAAAGUUGGAACUCAUUAACUGAUUCUGAACGUUCCAAAGGAUCCUUGGAGUCCAUUGCAGAACAUGCUAAUGCUGUCUAUCAUUCUGAGAGAACUGUGUCUGCAUACACUAAGAAAUUUGUUGAAGCAGAUGUUCGGACAGAGGAACAGUCUCAAACUCCAUCACCACUCCUCAAGGCCCCAAGAAAAUCUAGAGCAGAGUCCAGUGAUUCAUCAGAUAGUUUGGCUUCAUCAGUUCUUUUCAAAGACUUAGGAGAUGUAAGCAAACCAUGCCAAGUAUCACCAAGCAAGUCUGUAGAUGCAGCAAGUCUUGCUGAAACAGAAGUAGCUCAUAAAAGAUCUGAUGGCUCUGUUUUUAAAGCAGAGCAGGAGAAUGUAUCUUCUUUAAAGAAAUAUGUCUGUUCUAGGGGUGAUCUGUUGGAAAAGAAGCAAACUGAUUUGACUGUUGAAUGUGUUCAGGAAAGAAAAGGGAUACCAGAAGAGAAGUAUAAAGAUGAAGAAAGUGCCAUAUCAAUCAAGUCUUCUCUUACAUCAAGCAAAGGGUUGCUGAAAGAAGCUUCCUUAGUUUCAGAACAGAUAAAGCCAUCACAUUGUAGUGAUUUUGAAGGAUCUUCCUUGAGAAAAGAAAUGUCAAAAAAUGGUAUAUCUCUUAUGGAAUAUUAUAAUGAUGAUUUUGACAAACUUUCAUUGUCUGUUGGAAAAGUCUCUCUGUCCCAGAGAGAGAAAUACACAAAAACUCCUAGAAGUAUAUCUACUAGUAUUAGAAGUGAAGAUGAAAUAAGUGAAUGUCUUAGUGACAGUUCUUUAUCUGUGGCUGGCAGUAUUCAUUCAGAAAAAUUAUUAGAAUUGAAGUCUCCAACAGAACUUGUGAAAAGGACAGAAUGCAGUGAUGUUGAGAGAGAACCACCUCAUGUUGAUACAUCACUUUGGGCUUCCAUUUCUAAGUCAGAAGAAGAAGAAGAAGAAGAAGAAGAAGAAGAAGAAGCUUUGGUAGAUUUCAGCAUUGGUGACAGAGUUCUUGUAAGUAAUGUCCAGCCUGGGACAUUAAGAUUCAAGGGGCAGACAAGUUUUGCUAAAGGUUUUUGGGCUGGUGUAGAGUUGGAUGAGCCUGAAGGAAACAAUGAUGGUGCUUAUAAUGGCAUUUGUUACUUUGAUUGUAAAGACAAACAUGGCAUUUUUGCUCCACCUCAAAAAAUAUCUCACAUUUUAGAAGAUUUUGAUUACAUAGUCUCAAAUGAAGACUCUUUCUCCAAAUGUAAAUUAGAUCACCAUAAAACAACACAAGACAGAAACAUGUCUGAAGAAGAGGAGGAAAAUAGAGGAAGAAUUGCAAUUGAGAAAUUCUCACAGCAUAAGUCUCUAAAAGACAUGUCUUCUGUAGAGGGAUCACUUGCAUCUGGAGAUAACAUAAAACCCACUUCUCAAAGAAACCAUAUGACAGAUAUUAGUUCUGCUGAAGAACUUGAUGAAGAAACAAAUAUUGUUGAUUCCCUAAAGUCUUCUGUAGAUGAUGACAAUAUCUUAUCUGCCUCAGUUUCUCACGCCCUUAGAGAGGCAUCUGCUGUUGCUAUAGAAGAGACUUUGGACCACAUCUUCCAUGACAAAUGGAAGCACCAACAACUUUCAUGGCAGGAAUAUACAGAAAAGUCAGAUGGCCCUUCUUCUGGAGUUUUGGAGAGGUCAUCCACUCCCCUCUUGGACUUGCUAACAAAAGAAAGAAUCCAUUUAGAAGCACAACUGAGAAUCCCAUCCCAAGAGGGGGCAGAACUGAUAAAUCAAAAGGAAAAAGUUACCUUGCUGGCUGACAGUCUCCUUCAAGCUUUUGUGAAAGACACAGUCAAUCAUCUGCAACAAAUCAAGAAGGUCAGAAAUGAGAAAAUUCAGUUCAGCAACAGAGAAUUUUAUGCUGUUCAAGAGAAUUUGACAGCUAAUGAGCUGCAGAGUAUUUUCAUCAGUUCUGAAAUGGAUGAUGGAGAAGAAGUAUCCUCUCCAGAGCUAUGUCUGAGGCCUGAAAGCCCUGUGUUUGGUGCCAGUGGACAGGAGGAGCUUGCAAAGCGACUGGCAGAACUGGAACUCAGCCGGGAGUUUCUGAGUGUGUUAGGAGAUGACCAAGAUUGGUUUGAUGAAGACUUUGGCUUAAGUUCUCGCAAACUUCCUCAGAAACAAGCUGGAGAAUCAGCUGUACUACCUAAAAUAGAGCCACCCAAAGUGCCAACCAAGCCAUGUGAAGAACCCUUAUCUGUCCCACACACUGUAGGAGAGGUGGAGGACUUGGUGCAUGCAGCAGCGGAGGAAUUAUGGAAAUGCAAAGAGAUGGGGCGUGAUCUUCAGACUACCAGCCUUCUCAGAGAAAAAAGCAAUUCAUCCAGUGACGAUGACAUUGAAGCUGUUAGUAAACAAAUCUACAAAAAGGUUAUUUUUGACUUAACAGAAGAGAUGUUUGGAGAGAUCUUUGCAGAAGAUCCAAAUUUGAACCAGCCACUAUGGAUGAAACCCUGCCGGAUUACUUCUGGUUACUUUCGACGAGUAAAAGAUCCCAGUGAUCUUGAGGAAAUUAAGAAUUUCAUAGCAACAGAGGUGCUAAAGCUCUUGAAUUUGAAAAAGGAACCAAACAACAAAACAGACUGGCAGAAAAUGAUGAAAUUUGGACGCAAAAAAAGGGACAGAGUAGAUCAUAUACUGGUGCAGGAAUUACACGAGGAAGAAGCUCAGUGGGUGAAUUAUGAUGAAGAUGAGCUAUAUGUGAAGAUGAAACUGGCAGAUGGAAUUUUUGAGGCCUUAAUUAGGGAGACUAUUGAAGUCCUUAACCAGAUCAACGAGAAACAGAAGCUGCUGCUUGUGUGACAUCAGUGCUAUACCUUUGUAAUAGCAAUGCUAAGUAGUGGAUAUAAUGUGAUUUUAAAAUGGACUGAGACUCGAAAAUGUUAUUUUAGCUCUCCUUUCCCAUGCUGCCUUUGGAGACUAAACACUGGAAUGCCUGAAUAUAUUUUCCCAUAUCCCUUAGUUUUGUUCUAUUCUUCUAUUUAUUUCUGUAUUUCCAGCUCAAAAUGUGGACCUAGCUAGUGGUUCUGGAUUAGUGCAAAAGAAGUUGAGGGGGUUUUGCAUUCAGUAUUCUGCUAAAGAUUGGUUUCUUCUAACUUGAGACUGAAUGAAAUGCUGUCACAAAAUAUUAAUUGGAGCUAAUUUUACUACUUUUCCACAGUGAACCACCAGCUUUUCCUAAGUAAGUGGGUACUCAGGAUGCUAUCAAGCUGUUGAUGUGAGAGUUGAAAAAUGUUGCUUGCUAAAUAUAAACCUUUGAUCCCUUUACAUCUUCUCUUACGACCCUACUGUACUGUAUUGGCAAAGCCCUUACAUGAAAAAGGCAGGGUUAGGAGUGUAUGUAACCAAAGAAUUUGCUGCCCAGUGACUUGCUCUGGACUUGUUUUGUAUGCAUGUAGAAUUUCUUUUGGCUUGUUUUAGAACUUGUAUAUUAGAAAAAUAUCUAAUGCUAUGCUAACAGCACUACUGUGAGAUUUAAAUCGCAAGAAUUUACAGAAAGUAUCCAUGUGUUAGGAGUAUAUCUGUCCUAUAACCAUAGAAGUGUAUAGUCUUUGUGCAAAAAUGUCAUCUUAAAAAGAUGGGAGGAAUCUGUAAAGAACCAAGUGCAUAUUUUCCACUAUAGGAUAAAAAAUGGAAGUGAAGAAGCACGAACCAUCUGAAAGUGACACUAAUAUGGAUAUUUAAAAUAUUAUUCCCUCCUUUCCUUUAGAUUUUUCUUACAACACAGCCACUGUCAAACUCUGUGUGGAUCUUAGUCAUUUUCUUCCAUGGUACAUUUCUCAUUCCUUGUUUCUCCAAGGGAAAAUAAUCUAGGCUUGAAUUCUGAUGCCUUAAUCUGAAAUCCAGUUUACUUGAUGUGACAUAUUGAAUCAAAGUGGAUUCAAAAUCUCUUGAUGUGUCUUAAUUUGGAGACGGCACUCAGAAGCCUGGGAGAAGACACUCCAAAGACUUGCGAACCAAGAGAUGCAUGUGAGAAGAACUGUGCCCUUUUCCCUUUCAUCUCAUCUAGUUCUUAGGGCUUCCAACUAAGCAUACCUCUGCCAAUACUCAUUGGUUUAUUCUUUGGAACUCUUUUUGUGAUCUAUUUGCCUUUUGUACAAUGACAUACAACUGGGAUUUCUCCUCCUACACAGGAACUGCACAGUGAAAUUUGUUGACAUACAACAAAUAGAAGCCCUCCUAUGGCAUUGCCAGCAUUUCAUUUGUAAAUUUGCUAUACCCAGUCUUAAUCUACAAAACUAAAAAGAAUGAAAGGACAGUGAGAAUGCUCAGCAUGUCUGCUUGAUACCAUAUCUUCCUAUAUGUAAAUCUAGGUGCCAAUUUAAAGGAAAAAAAUCUAGUGGAGCAAGCUGCUAUGAUUUGACUGUCUUGUCAUAUUGAGCCUCAGAAGAUGUCUGAACAGAUUUUUUAAAGCUGCUGCUGUUUGGAAAGUGUGAUGCCAUUUUAUUUGUGUUUCAGAUUAUACCAUUUCUGACCAAUCCAUGAUUUUUACUCUCCAAGAUAAAUUGUGUAAACUAAGGACACAUUCAGGUACAAAAGAAAAUCACCUGGACAAGAGCAGAGAUAAAGCAGAAAUACAGUUCUGCCACUACUGUGGUUACUAGAAACAAUAGCAAUAGUGAUCACCCUAAAGCUGUGGGCUUGCAUAUAAAGGAUUCUGUAAUAUUGGAGCCUGAUUCUAUCAAGGGAUAGAAAAAAGCUGCAGUCUUGCCUUAUAUAAACUAUUAAAAUCUGCUUAUUUGGGUGAACCAAAUAAUGCCCACCUAUUUGAAAUGUUCCACCUUUCGCAGGAACAUUCUAGUAAAGUCAGAUUUUUUUUCUUCUUCUAUAGAUAUUAUUACAUUGCCCCUGCUGGGUUCACAGUAGAGAAGUCAGAUUUGCAUUUGAAUACGUCUAGCAAACAUUCAAAAGAUUCUGUUCUAGCAAUUGCCUGAAAAUGUGUAGUACAAAGUUAAUACCUGCCUUUAUCAUAGAUUUGCGUACUCCAAAACAUGAGCUCACAUAUCUGUAAAUGAAUUGUGUCAUUUUGGAAUACUUUUUGAUGUUUGAGCAGACAUAUGACUGAUUAUCCUGUAUACUGAAAGAGAAUGUGGCCUUUAAUUUGGAGUUCUUGGGGACUAUGGUGAAUCACACUUUAUGCAUCACAGUUCAGGCUGGAUUGCCAGAACAUCACAUGAGGCUCUGGAGUUUAAACAGAUGACAAGAAAAUUGUCAUCCAGUGUUUCCUGAGAUAUACUUGAAUUAUGUCAUGUCCCACAGAAUUCACAUAGGAAACAAAGAGGGGACUUGACAAUCUGAGCCUAAAAGUCAAAGAAACAGCUCAUAGAAAGUCAGAAAGUAUGGACUGAGUUAUGUGUUACCAUUGUUCCCUUCUGAGAUGCACAGAAGAAUUAUGCAAAUACAAAGACCAACAGUUCCUCAUGUAUAAUUUUUCCUAAUCUACAACUUUGGGAAGAGUCUCCUAAACCUAUCCUGUUAAACCCCAGACAAAGAUGCAAGGGUACUUUUGCAUAAUUCUGAUCUGAUUUAAAGGAGGCUUGGAUAGGAAAAGAUUCUAAUGCUUUGUGCCCAGGAGGCUUUUAACUGUUCUAACUUCUUGAAAAAUAAGCAGCAGGAUUUUUGUAACCUAUGGGGGUGGGGGUAGGGGACCCAUUGAUCUUUGAAAAUGUGGCCUUAACAUUUUUGCAAUACUUGAACAAAAGUGUGUUUUCACUAGGAAAUUCAGUAGCACAGCAUUCAGAGACCACUGAAGUAACUGCACCACAAAGAUUUUUUCAAUCAUUUUUACUACCUUAACAGAACUUUCUGACCCUCCAGCAGCAAAAACAGCUGACACUUGCAAAGCAUUUAUUUGUAAAAUAUAGGAUGUUUUUUGUAUGUACAACUGCUGGUCAACAUAGAUAAGCAAAACUCAACUAAUUUCAAAUCUAAUGUAGAAAAAAACCAACAAAGAUUGAAAGGUUGUACUGUAAUUGGAGCAAAUUGAUGUCCCCCCACCUUUUUUUCCAAUCUUUUUAUAUACAUUUGCAGAGUUGUGUUUGGAAGAUUUUUCUUCCCUGUGUACUGUAUUUUGCAGAUACUAAACUGUUCCUGUGUGUUUGUGUGUGGUUAUGUAUGUAAAUAACCUUGUUAUACUGGUUUCUAGGCCGUUUCAAACAUUAAUCACACAUCCCUGUGCAGCACACCUCAGUAGAUUACAGGGUGUUAAGGUUCUUGUAAUUAUCAACUGUAAAAUAAACCAGGGUAGUCCCUGUGUACACCAGUGUAAAUAUCUUUGUUAAAUUCAGAUGUACUUUAAGAGAAUAAAAUCUAUAAAUAAACAGAUUUAUAAAUUA